Hydra vulgaris (swiftwater hydra) is the source of this 1429-nucleotide messenger RNA. RefSeq names its product TBC1 domain family member 13. Gene Ontology annotation, biological process: activation of GTPase activity; intracellular protein transport. The record is from RefSeq and is a predicted model, not a curated record. Lineage: Eukaryota; Metazoa; Cnidaria; Hydrozoa; Anthoathecata; Hydridae. Gene Ontology annotation, molecular function: GTPase activator activity.
CGGAACAAACAAUGCAUCGGAAGGACAAAUAUAAACAAACAACCUAAUCCACCGCCAUGAGGGACGUUAGCGAUUUAUGUUGUAUAUGUUAUUAGUUUUGAAAAAAAUUGUACAAGUUAUUAGCUGACUAAAAUGUCAUCUUACAAAAAUAGAAUAAGUCAGUUCAAUGAAAUGCUUGCUGAUCCCAUUAUUGAUUUGUUAAAGUUCAAAACACUCUGUUUUGAAGGAAUUCCUGAUCAUCCCUCAUUAAGAUCUUUAUCAUGGAAAAUAUUGCUAGAAUAUUUGCCCCUUAAAAAAAGCGAUAGAAUAAUAGAGUUAUCAAGACACAGGCUAGUUUACAAAAACUAUGUAAAAGAAAUAGUUGCUCAUCCUGACCACUCAAACAAAGAAAAUAAUGUAUCAGACCAUCCCCUCAAUAUGUGCCAGGGAAGUCAAUGGAAAACCUAUUUUAAAGAUAAUGAAGUUUUGUUGCAAAUUGAUAAAGAUGUGAGACGAUUGUGUCCUGACAUAUCAUUUUUUCAACAAGAAACCUCUUAUUCUAUUUAUACUUUGAUAGAUGAGAUUGGACCUUGUGAAACAUUGACAAAAAGAGUAGAUCAAGCAAUCUUAGAAACCUCAGUAAUUGGAACUACAAAGGGUGGUCUUAGAAAUGCAAUCAUUAAAAAAUACAGAGAGGAAGAUUACACAACAUUAGAAGAUGGUAAAGAAGCACAUUGGCAGGUUGUUGAACGUAUUUUAUUUAUUUAUGCUAAACUUAACCCUGGUUUGGCAUAUGUUCAGGGUAUGAAUGAAAUAAUUGGUCCACUUUACUACACAUUUGCUUCAGAUCCAGAUUUAAACUGGCAAGAGCAUGCUGAAGCUGAUUGUUUUUUUUGUUUCACAAAUUUGAUGGGUGAAAUUCGUGAUCACUUUAUUAAAACAUUAGAUGAUUCUCCACUUGGCAUAGGUCAGCACAUGAACAAGUUAUUUUUUUUACUGCAGACAAAAGAUGCUGAGUUAUGGAAGGAUUUAGAAGCAAAGCAAAUGAAACCGCAAUUUUUUGCCUUUCGAUGGAUUACACUGUUGCUUUCUCAAGAGUUCAACCUUCCUGAUGUCAUCCGAUUAUGGGAUUCUCUUUUUGCUGACACAAAGCGAUUUGAAUUUUUACUUUAUGUAUGUGUCGCCAUGUUAGUACUUAUAAGAGAGCAAAUAUUUGAGUGUGACUUUCCUAAAGCAAUGAAGCUCAUUCAGAAUUUCCCUCACGAAACCUAUGAUAUGUCUGUAAUAAUUCGAAAAGCUGAAGAGUUACGCGUUGUUUCUUCAUACGUUCCCGUUCAACCUGAUGGUGAUCUUCCUUCUAAAAGUAAAGAAACAUUUUUACAAAGAUCCAAGUUUAAAAAAAAAUUUAGCAUACAUGUUCGUAAUAAAUCUAGCUAGAAUUUUUUUAUGA